AUGCUUAGAAACGUUUCCAGACUUGCUAAGAGAAGCGUCAGGGGCCACGCCAGUGCUGCCCACGCGGGUUCUUCUUCCACUGGCGGUGCGGUGUCGGUGGCUGCAAAAUACUUCCCCAACGAGCCCAAACAGCCUACUUUGGUCACUGAACUGGUGCCUGGCCCUAAAUCUAUGGCCAUUAACGACCACUUGGGCACGGUUUUCGAUAACAGAGCGGCUUACUUUGUUACUGAUUUUUAUAACUCCGUGGGUAACUACAUUUCCGAUGCUGACGGUAACAAGUUGCUUGAUGUCUACUGCCAGAUCUCCUCUAUUCCUUUGGGCUACAACAACCCAGAGCUCUUUGUCGCUGCCACUUCGCCUGAAAUGGCUUCUGCUUUGAUCAACAGACCUGCUUUGGCUUGUUUCCCUCAGGCUGACUACGCCAAGAUCCUUGAGGAUGGUAUUUUGGCUGCUGCUCCUCCAGGCAUGUCCAAGGUCUGGACGGCUCUUUCUGGCUCUUGUGCUAACGAAACCGCCUACAAAGCUGCAUUCAUGUUCCAGGCUGCCAAGUCUCGUGGCGCCAUGGACUUUUCUGAUGAAGAAUUGCAGUCUGUCAUGCUCAACAAGACUCCAGGUGCUUCCGAUAAGACCAUUCUUUCCUUUGAAAAGGGUUUCCACGGCCGUCUUUUCGGUUCUCUUUCCACCACCCGUUCCAAGGCUAUUCACAAGAUGGACAUUCCUGCCUUUGACUGGCCUGUGGCUCCAUUCCCUGAGUUGAAGUACCCAUUGAACGAGCACGUUAGAGAGAAUGCAGAGGAGGAGGCCCGCUGUUUGGCUGCUUUCGAGGAGAUUGUCACCUCCCACCCUCCAGGCCACAUUGCUGCCAUCAUCGUUGAGCCAGUCCAGUCUGAGGGCGGUGACAACCACGCAUCUCCAGAGUUCUUCAAGGGCUUGAGACAACUCACCCGUAAGCACGACAUUCUCAUGAUUGUUGAUGAAGUCCAGACCGGUGUUGGUGCCCUGGGCAAGUUCUGGGCCCACGAACACUGGAACUUGCAGGACCCACCAGACAUGGUGACCUUCUCCAAGAAGUUCCAGGCUGCUGGUUUCUACUUCUCAGACCCAGCUUUGCAGCCAUCCCAGCCAUACAGACAGUUCAACACCUGGUGUGGAGACCCAUCCAAGGCUAUCAUCGCCAAGGCCAUCUACCAGGAGGUUGAAAAGAACAACUUGGUUGAGAGAACUGCCCAGACCGGUGACUACUUAUACAAACAGCUCCAGAGCCUUGCAACCAAGUACCCAAACAAGAUCAGAAACUUGAGAGGCGAGAACUUCGGUACCUUCAUUGCCUGGGACUGCGAGAGCCCAACCCACAGAAACGAGUUGUUGUUGAAGAUGCGUGGAGCUGGUGUGAACAUUGGUGGCUGUGGAGAACGUACCGUCCGUUUGAGACCAACCUUGUUGUUUGAGGCUACUCACGCCAACGUUCUUCUCAACGCGCUUGAGCAGGUCUUGGCAAACUGA
Candidozyma haemuli is the source of this 1506-nucleotide messenger RNA. RefSeq names its product Uga11p (gene UGA11). The record is from RefSeq and is a predicted model, not a curated record. NCBI's taxonomy places the organism in Eukaryota, Fungi, Ascomycota, Pichiomycetes, Serinales, Metschnikowiaceae. Gene Ontology annotation, molecular function: pyridoxal phosphate binding. Gene Ontology annotation, biological process: GABA catabolic process. Gene Ontology annotation, cellular component: mitochondrion. The transcript has a single exon. The coding region runs from base 1 to 1506 and encodes 501 amino acids.